UGUACUAGGGUACGCACCAUUAUCUUUCAACUCGACUGGAAUACUAACCCCUUGUUCUAGCAUAAAUGAUAUAUAUUCUUGCUUGUUAAUUCAGGGUAAGCGACCGUAUUUGCAGGCCUUAAUAGGAAGCUAAUACUCUGAUUAGAUGUCUGACCUGCCGAGUCAAGGAGGCGAAGUGGUAUAGAUGAGUCUGACACAUUGUAUUUUCGUACACAUUCGUCACGGUUAUUAGUCCAUGAUUUCAAUUAUUAUUGUUGUUUUUCUUUUACUUUCUAUGUAAAACAAAACAAAACAUAGGACUCGGAUUUGCCACGCAGAUGCGUUGGCCCUCACCAACUAGUACGAUAUUUAAUAGCAAAACCAAGACGCCGGGAACUGUCAAGCACUUCAUUGUAACUACGGAACAAAUGUUCAAAUCCAAGGAAGGAUACCUCACACGAUUUGGUCAUCUCAUCCGGACGCUGGCAUUUCGGAAAACAAUCAGGCGUGUUUUCGUAGACGAGGCUCACUUCAUUUAUUUCGCUGGUACUCCACGGUACAACGUUCCCGCAUUCCGACCAUCCUGGGGUCGCUUGAAUGAGAUAAAAAUACUCCUUCCCUCCAUUCCUUGGCAGGUAUUAACAGCGACGUCGCCACCUCAUGUUCUCUCGGUCAUUGAGACUGCUGUCCUGAAGCCCAACUAUGAGCUUAUUCGUAUCACAAGCAACCGGCCGAAUACUAUAUAUGCGACCCAUUGCAUGGUCAAAAGCCUCGAUGUUAUGGAGAACUACGACUGCUUUCUGCCUUCCCCCUUCGAUAUCAAACUCCAAAAAAAAAUCCUUCUCUUUUUCAACGAUCGAAAUCUUGGCCGCCGUGUUGCCAGCUAUCUGAACGGGAAGCUCCCAGAGAAUCUGAAGUCGCAAGAUCUAAUCAAACACUAUGACAGCAUUAUGUCUCCUCAGUAUCUCGAAAAAUAUCAUUCUGACUUUGCACGAGAAGAUGGGAAGUGCAAAAUUCUUUGUGCAACGUCUGCCGAAGCAGUGGGCAUCGACUUUGCCGACGUGGACAUUGUUGGAUAUAUGGGUAUACCACAGGAUGAAUGUGACGAUCUUCAACGAGGUGGGCGAGUUAUACGAAGAAUGGGUAAGAUCGGUCUUUAUGUGAUUUUCUAUGAGCCCUGGGUGCUCGACGUCGACAUCAAGGACUUUGACAAUCCAUUAAUGGACGAGAAAGACCCCGACAGACCUCGAGCGCCAUUGAAACCAACAUCAAACAAGAAAGAACGAGCUGCGCUUUCAGCAAUACGACUCAUUCAAGGUCAUGAGCCGGUAUGCAUUCGAGAAUUCAAAGCAAAGUAUUUAAAAGACGAUGCACCUGAUGCUCUGCACUACUUCGCUCCCUUCUGUUGCGACCGCCAUGGUAAUGGAUUUGAGCUGCAAGAUUUCCUUCCUGGCCCAAUCUACAGGCCGCAUACGGAGACCAGUACAUCCAAGCGCAAGCCAGUUCGGGGAAAGUACCGACUUCCCAAAGCUCACCGCGUUAUCCUGCAGCAGCACCUUGAAGACUGGCGCCAGAUGGAACAUGAAGCGGACGUCCUGAAGUCAGUCCGGCCACUUCGAUCAUUUGACGAGAGGCACCAGUCGCUGAAGCAAAGAGACCAAGUAUGA
Messenger RNA from Desarmillaria tabescens, 1646 nucleotides. RefSeq names its product P-loop containing nucleoside triphosphate hydrolase protein. The transcript has 3 exons. Gene Ontology annotation, cellular component: cytoplasm; nucleus; chromosome. The record is from RefSeq and is a predicted model, not a curated record. Lineage: Eukaryota; Fungi; Basidiomycota; Agaricomycetes; Agaricales; Physalacriaceae. Gene Ontology annotation, molecular function: 3'-5' DNA helicase activity; four-way junction helicase activity. Gene Ontology annotation, biological process: double-strand break repair via homologous recombination. The coding region runs from base 318 to 1646 and encodes 442 amino acids.